Messenger RNA from Opisthorchis viverrini, 1674 nucleotides. RefSeq lists its product as hypothetical. Bases 1 to 1674 code for a protein of 557 amino acids. The record is from RefSeq and is a predicted model, not a curated record. The transcript has a single exon. NCBI's taxonomy places the organism in Eukaryota, Metazoa, Platyhelminthes, Trematoda, Opisthorchiida, Opisthorchiidae.
AUGCCUCACUGGAUUUUUCGACUCGGUCGUUUGUUUCGCUUGAGAAGAAAACGUUUAGCAACCGAAGAUCCUCCAAGCAUUCAUGAAGAACAGGUUCAUCGUACCGUUGAACGUAAACCAAUGAAGCAACUAAAAACCCUUGGUGAUGUUGUUGAUCAUCUUGAAAACUCUGAAGAUUUAGAGAAGAAAGAAAUUGGACAGCCUCUAUUAGGCAAAGAAAUGACCGUGCGUACAGAUAAAAAGGAUCACAAACCCACAUCUCUGCCAGUUUCCAGAGCUCUGUCCCUCACGCUUCCAGCAACCUGUGGGCACUUCGUCAGCUCAGACUGCUCUGUUGAUAGUAAAAUUUGGGAAUUUACUCGACGAAGUCAAAAUAUUCCACAGCUGUUUGGCUCAGUUAAAGCCCAUUCGGCUGAAUCGAUAAAUGGUAGAAAGCCAGGCAUAGAAAAAACAGCUACUUGGAGGCACAACUCGGAUGUGACAACACAAAGAACUACCGAAGCUCCAACCAUAAGCAUAACCGAGUCUAGUCAGAAAAGUCCAAGGCCCAAUUCGAGAGGAGAAAUGCGUGAACCUUGGCCACAGCAUACAUUGCUUCACAUUACUCCCGGGGGUGAGGUAAAGCACAGUCGACGACGUAUAUCUGAAGUAUGUGACUCAGAAAAAGUUAUUGAAGGUCCUGUGUCUAUACUAGUAACGAAACCUCCACCAGAAUCACACCGAAGUUUGGAAGACUUCAUUGAAAGUCUGAUCCCAGCAAAUGAUCCAGAAAAGCCCACCAGAAUACCCCCAUUAGAUGCCAAGAUGAAUGUCAUCAGAGUAGCACGAGACAGUCUGGUUACAAAAUCAGAAGAACGCUCAAUUCCGGCUAUACCGGACACCAUGGAAAUAGAAUCGGUCGAAGCUAUGGAUGCUUGUGCUACAUCACCGAUCAUUCCGCUGGAAAGGAUUGUGCCCGACAAGAAUACCAAGAACGGAGACACGUCCACAUCAGCUAGUUCCGAGCAGCAGCAAAGACAACAAAUACAGAGUUCCAGCGACGGGUAUGUGGAAAGGGAUCCAUCAAAAAAUGAGAUCAGAAGGAUGAGACGACGAAGUAGGAAACUGAGAAGCACGAGGAAGCUGAAACGUCGACACCGAGCGUCCCAAACAUCGGAGGAAGAGAUGGAAGGUAAUGAGCAUGGGCGGUCACCUUCUACUGGUGCUUUGUCCAGUGGUAGUAUGGAUAGUGGGUGGUGUAGACAAGUUUGCGAUAAAGACAGGAUGAUCAGAAAACUUUCCCGAACUGGUGAGCGCACGUGUGUUAGACGAACUUACGGAUCGUGUCGCCGUUGUACUUUGAGAGCAGGCAUUUUCGAUUGUACUGAUCGUACGGACCACUGCGCUGUAGUCCAAGAUUUGCCGCUGGCAUGCAGUCAAGGUGUGAGAAUUAAAACAAAUCAAGCAGAUGUGAUGCUCGAGGAUCUUAUCAGUAGCCUGGCUCGGGAUGUGGCUGGUAGCAUAUUGUCCAGAGCCACUUAUGCAAAAUCGAUCAGCUCUCGGACCCAUCGGCGAACAGCUUUGCUAUUAAGAGCUCUACUUGGUUGCCAAUAUCCUGGAACUCCGGACUCAUCGAGCGCUAGUUUGUCUGUUUUGUCUAGUUCACAGAAAUCGAUAUCUCACACGAAUGAUUAG